Molecule: messenger RNA, 480 nt
Organism: Malassezia globosa CBS 7966
Lineage: Eukaryota; Fungi; Basidiomycota; Malasseziomycetes; Malasseziales; Malasseziaceae
Exons: 1
Coding region: 1-480 (159 amino acids)
Molecular function (GO): protein binding
Source: RefSeq, a predicted model, not a curated record
AUGCCAGGUAAAAUCUUGUUCCACGCAGCACGGAGUGACAAUCUUGAACUGCUAAACUCAGUGCUUCAUGCACAACCUCCCAUCGAAUACGAUAUUAAUGGUGUUGAUGGUCUCGGAAAUACCGUUUUACACUACGCAUGUGAGGCCGUUGCAACGCAUGUGCUGGAUGCCGUUCUUGACGAAGCCAUUGACGUAGACGCGACGAAUCGCAUUGAAGGCAACGCACCCCUUCAUAUUGCCUGCCAAAUUGAAAAUGAAGAGGCUAGGAACUGGGUUGUGCACCAGCUGCUUGAUGCAGGCGCUAGCACUACGACACUGAAUCAUGCGGGACUGCGUCCCAUGGAUCUUGUCGUUGGUGCACGUGCCGAGACGCCGCUAGGCAAGGAAUUGAUUCAAAUGAUGACCAUGUCACAAGCAGAAAAUGCACUAGGUGCGGAUGAUAUUGCCUAUGGUGCGUAUCUACAAAAAAAAAACAACUAA